Physella acuta is the source of this 987-nucleotide messenger RNA. RefSeq names its product transcription factor sox-3-like. Gene Ontology annotation, molecular function: RNA polymerase II cis-regulatory region sequence-specific DNA binding; DNA-binding transcription activator activity, RNA polymerase II-specific. NCBI's taxonomy places the organism in Eukaryota, Metazoa, Mollusca, Gastropoda, Physidae. Gene Ontology annotation, biological process: positive regulation of transcription by RNA polymerase II; cell differentiation. The record is from RefSeq and is a predicted model, not a curated record. Gene Ontology annotation, cellular component: nucleus.
AAGAAAGAAAAAAAAUGAACCAACAUCCCAUCAUAGUCGAUGACAACAUCCGGUCCCGGGAGAACAGCCUGACCCCACAGUCCCUCCGCGGGAUGUCGCCCUCGCCCAACAGAAUAGCCUCCCCUGGCUCGGACACCGGAAGGAGCAUGAGCCCGCUGCCGCCCAACGAGAGCCCCUCAAACAACAUGGACCACGUCAAGCGACCAAUGAACGCCUUCAUGGUCUGGUCACGUGGACAGCGGAGGAAAAUGGCGCAGGAGAACCCCAAGAUGCACAACUCAGAAAUCAGCAAGCGGCUUGGGGCCGAAUGGAAACUGUUAUCGGAGGAAGAGAAGCGGCCUUUUAUAGACGAGGCGAAAAGACUCCGUGCACUGCACAUGAAAGAACACCCUGACUACAAAUACCGACCCAGACGGAAACCAAAAUCUCUCAUGAAGAAAGACAAGUACGCCUUCCCCCUCCAUCCCAUGCUGCCAGGGAUGAACGGCUCGGCUCUGGGCUCCAUGGCUCAUUCCUUCGCCUCCAUCGCAGCCUCCCACCACCCCUCCGAACUGCUCGCCGCCUCCAGCUCCUCCUUCGACAAAGCCCGUCACAACUUCUUCCCUCCCACCUCCACGUACGGACUCUACCCUCACUUUGACGCCGCAGCGGCCGCCGCCGCCGUCGCCAACUCGAAACUCGAUCCCGCGACCUCCCUGUCUUCACUCUCAGCGCUCAGACACUCCGAGAGCUUAGUCUCGAACCCGCUGUACUCGCCCUACUUCACAGGACACGGCCAUCCAUCUCUAUCGGCACUUCCGCCGGCGGCGCACGCCCACGCGGCGGCGGCUGCGGCAAGCUUGGGUCAGUAUUUGGUGCCAUACAUGUCGUCUCCUUACAUCACGUCAUCCCAGGACGUCCACAGGCCGCUGGCGUACGUCUUGGUCAAACCGGAAGACCAUUUCCGGCAUCCGGCCGUUUUAUGACCACCAAUCAACUACGGUGAUC